Molecule: messenger RNA, 2562 nt
Organism: Iphiclides podalirius (scarce swallowtail)
Lineage: Eukaryota; Metazoa; Arthropoda; Insecta; Lepidoptera; Papilionidae
Source: the annotation of a GenBank genome assembly
AUGAUUGAGAGUGUAUCACGUCGCGCAUUCAGUAGUUCAAGUGGUACAUACAACGUGCGCGCAUCGGAACUGGCGCGAGAACGUAAACUUAACAUCUUCAAUGUCACCGUGCAUUUUUUGGACGAUACCCAGCAAUCUUUUCAAAUCGAGAAAAAAGCUAAGGGCAGUGUCCUGCUUGAACUUGUGUUUCAACAUUUGGAGUUAGUUGAAAAGGAUUACUUUGGACUGCAAUUCACAGAAAAUGGUUCACCUCCCAGUGCAACAAACACCGAGAUAACGCGCUGGCUAGACAGUAGUAAGUCUGUGAAAAAACAAGUUGGUGCCAAUGCACAGUUUUGGCUCGCUGUUCGGUUCUAUCCACCAGAGCCAAGCCGCCUAUCUGAAGAGUUCACUCGUUAUCUGCUCUGUCUUCAGCUGCGGAAACUUCUCCUUGACGGUAGAAUGACUGCACCCAAGAACACUGCCUUAUUACUUGCAUCCUUUACUGUACAAGCGGAGCUGGGCGACUACAACGCGGCGGAGCACGGCGGCGGCUACCUGCCCGAGCUGGUGCUGUGCGGGCGGCGCUGCGCCGAGGACGAGCGGCGCGUGCGCGAGCUGCACAAGCUGCACCGCGGCCAGGCGCCCGCCGACGCGGAGGCCAACUUCCUCGAGCACGCGAAGCGGCUCGACUGCUACGGCGUCGAGUCGCACCCCGCCAAGGACUACAACGGAAAGGACAUAUUCAUCGGCGUGACGUCGAUCGGCAUAGUCGUGUUCCAGAACAACAUUCGCGUAAACACGUUUUCUUGGAGUAAAAUCGUGAAGAUUUCUUUCAAGAAGAAACAGUUUUUCAUCCAGUUGAAACGCGAGCCUUCGGAGUCGUACGACACGGUGCUCGGCUUCAACAUGCGGUCGGGGCGCGCCGCUAAAGCGCUGUGGCGCUGCAGCGUGGAGCGGCACGGCUUCUUCCGGCUGCGCGCGCCGCGGCGGCGGCCGCUGCUCGGGGCGCUGGGCGCGCUGGCGGGGCUGCAGCCGCCGUCCGUGCCGCGCACCGAGACGCAGGCGCUGGAGGACGCGCGCCGCGACCGCUCCGCCAGCCGAGCCUUCUCGAGACGCAGCAGCUCCCGCACGCGUGACCGCUCAGCGGGCGCGUGCGCAGCCUCGCCCGCGCUCGGCGCGAAUGGCGCGCGCGGCUCCCGCGUCACGCACGACGAGCCGCCGCCGCGCCCCGCCUGGGGCGACGCCACGCCGCCCGAGCAAGAGGUGGGCCUCCUGGAGAGCGUGCUGCGCGUGCCGCUGUCGUACGCGGACGAGUCGGAGUCGUCGGAGUGCGCGGAGGGCGAGGUGGCGGUGCGGCUCGCGGCCGGCGCGGACGGCCGGUUCGGGUUCAACGUGCGCGGCGGCGGCGGCGCGCCGGUGCUGGUGUCGCGCGUCGCGCCGCGCACGCGCUCGCUGCUGCAGGAGGGCGACCAGGUGAUAUCAAUAAACGACAACGAUGUAGAGGAAAUGACACACGACGAAGUUGUACAGCUGAUUAGGAAUACGAAAGGAGUUCUUACAUUAGUCGUCAAACCCAAUGCGGUGUACUCGGCGGAGGAGGGCGGGUGCGCGGAGGAGCCGGAGGUGUGCUUCGUGCCGCUGGGCGGGUGCGGCGCGCCGGGCCAGGCGGGCGAGCAGUCGCUGCUGCUGCUGGGCGACGGGCUGGCGUCGGGCGCGGCGCUGCGCCAGUACGAGGCGCUCGUGCGCCGCCUCGAGCUGCCCGCGGCCGCCGCGCGCCGCCCCGCCAACCUCGCCAAGAACAGAUACCGGGACAUCGCGCCCUAUGACGCCACGCGUGUGGUACUAAAAAACGGACCUACGGGCGAUUACAUCAAUGCCUCAUACAUCAAUAUGGAAAUACCAAACUCCGAUAACAUCCUGACUUAUAUUGCAACACAAGGUCCGCUAGCUUCAACGGUGGGGGACUUCUGGCAAAUGGUCUGGGAGAGCGAGAGCAGUCUCAUAGUGAUGUUAACAGUGCUGGUGGAAAGAGGCAGAGCAAAGUGCCACCAAUACUGGCCCAAAGUUGGCACGACGCCCCUCAAGGCCACGGACUCCUUAACUAUACUCACCAAUAGCGAGCAAAACCAUGGCCAUUACAUUAGGAGAGAAAUGACAAUUAAGGAGACCGGCGGCGCUUCCCGCAACGUGACGCAGCUGCAGUACACGGCGUGGCCGGACCACGGUGUGCCAGAGGACCCGGCCGCCUUCGUUAGCUUCACGCAGCUCUGCUCCAAGCUGAGGAACCAGCGGGCAGGGCCGGCGGGGGGCGAGGAGUGCUUAGAGUGCGAGCGCUCGCUGUGCCCGCCGACGGUGGUGCACUGCUCGGCGGGCGUGGGCCGCACGGGCGCGCUGGUGCUGGCCGAGACGGCGCUGCGGCUGCUCGCGCUGCGCCAGCCGCUCUACCCGCUCGACCUGGUGCGCGCCAUGCGCCAGCAACGGCCCAUGUGCAUACAGAACGCCAGCCAGUAUAAGUUCGUCUGCGAGAGCAUACAAAUGGCGUACGCUCAGGGCCUGACGAAAGCCGACGGGGAGAACAAC